GAGGGGCCGGCGCCGGGGGGGCUAGCGCCGCCGCAGAGCCGUGCUGGGCAGACUGCUUAAAAAUGUAGGGUCUCUCCUCUCCUCAGGGGGGGACUGCUCACCCCGCGGGGUGGGCUGUGCCGUGUGCGGGUGCCAAGCGUUGCUGUGAUGGUAUCCCAAUGCUGCGAAGCACAGGGGAAACUUGGCUUUUACGCGUGCUUGUGUUUUCUCCUCAAAAAGAAAAAACAAAUGGAACAUCUUUACAGUAACUCUAAUAUAUUACUUUCAAUUCUUCCACACUGGAAUUUUAAUUUACGCAAAAGCUCUGUAUCCCUUAUAACCGUCUGCACUGCGCACUUCACCGAUGUGCUUCAGCAGUUUGGCCUUGCCUCCAGUUAAUGUACAGGGGGACACGGGCAAAGUUAAAUGGGAGGGAAGUUGGAGGGCUCCUCUGUAGUGGCCCCAUCAUGUGGUGUAUGGUCACAGGUAACAUAGUUAUGCUGGAGACUUUUAAUAAUUGAGAGAUUCCUGAAUUAGGUAGAAGAUUGCCUGAGCUGCAAAGAUGUUGGAAGAAGAUAUGGAGGUGGCCAUCAAAGUGGUGGUAGUAGGAAAUGGAGCUGUUGGAAAAUCCAGUAUGAUUCAGAGAUAUUGCAAGGGGAUUUUUACAAAAGACUACAAGAAAACUAUUGGGGUAGAUUUCCUGGAGAGACAAAUUCAAGUUAAUGAUGAGGAUGUCAGGCUAAUGUUAUGGGACACUGCUGGUCAAGAAGAAUUUGAUGCAAUAACUAAGGCCUACUACCGAGGCGCCCAGGCUUGUGUUCUUGUGUUUUCUACAACUGACAGAGAGUCCUUCAAAGCAAUCCCUACCUGGAAGGAAAAAGUGGUGACCGAAGUUGGAGAUAUUCCCACAGUUCUUGUACAGAAUAAGAUUGAUCUCCUUGAUGACUCUUGUAUAAAGAACGAAGAGGCAGAAGCACUGGCAAAAAAGCUAAAGUUAAGGUUCUACCGAGCAUCUGUGAAAGAAGACCUAAAUGUAACAGAAGUUUUUAAAUAUUUGGCUGAUAAAUAUCUUCAAAGGCUCAAGCAACAAACAGCUGAAGAUCCAGAACUAGUACAUACAAGCAGUAACAAGAUUGGCGUUUUUAAUACGGCUGGUGGAAGUCACUCCAACCAGAAUUCUAGCAGUCUUAAUGGCGGAGAUGUCAUCAACCUUAAACCAAACAAACAGAGGACCAAGAAAAACAGAAGUCCUUUUAGCAACUGCAGCAUACUUUAGACCACUUUUGGAGGAAAAAGAAUGACAGUGAACUGGAUGAAGUUGUGCAAUUCAAUAUGGAAUACAGCCAGCUGUAGAGGUAUUUUACCAGUGCUUUAGCAAGUCUCUUGUGCCUAUGGGAUCUUUGAUAGAUGGUGGAUUUAAAUAAAAUUGCUGAUGCAGUGGUUUUUGAUGAGUAGAGUGAGACACCUGGUGGCAAAACAUAGAACCAUGGCUGCCCUGUGCACUUUCUAAAAAUUAAGCAAGCUUCUUCUGUUUGAAGGAAUUAUUUACUGAGCUAUGAACUAGGUUUUGCUGAAUUGUGAAGCACAUUUAACAUAAGGAUAAUGCUUACAAUUAUAGGUACAGACCAUAAUAUUAUGGCCCAAGGUGAAGUAGCCACUUCCAACUACAUUUAAAAGAAAACAUGUUAGAAUUGCGUAGCCAGGACAUUAAAAAGUUAAAUGAAGAGCACAAUGAAGACAUCAUAUUUUAUGCCAGACUAUAUUCAUAUAGAUUCUGGCAAUUCUGUUAGUGCAAUGUACUUGUGGUAUAUGAGUGUUAAGGUGUAUGUGUAAACAUUUGGUAUGAAUAUUUAGGCUAAAUUCAAGUGUAUAUGUUAUCUGACUUAUUGUGCAGACCAGCUAAUGAUUUUUAAAGUAUUUUUUCCUUUAAAAGUUUUGCAUUUCAGAUGAGACUUUCCCAGUUGGUACUGUGUAUGUUUAGCUUGCUACACCUUGGGCCUAAAAGCUUAGAUUUAAAAAUGUAUGGUGCCAAAAAUGUUACUACUUUUUAUCUAAUGCUGUGCUACAGAUGUUCUUGUAAGUUUGUUUUUCUCAGUCUUAACAGGUUGAACAAAUAACAUGGUCUCUGACACUAACAAUUAUCCAGAUGGAACCUAUAAAAAUAAUCAUAUUCCUAUCCAAAACUUGAUUGCUGUAUGCUGUAUCAUCUAUGAAAAAAGAAUCUGAAAAGUGGUGUCACAAAAUGUUUAAGUUCUUUGUAGAAAUUCUUCUUGGAUAUCAUAAAACUAGACUGUGAAGGAUCUAAGAGAUUGCAACUGAUGACUUAAUUACAUUAAUGAGACUUUCUGUAAUGUUUUCAUAGAUUCAGAGCUAACUGCUGGUUAAAGAAAGUCUAAUCAGCAAGAUUAGAGACGGCAAAAAUUUUUCAAAGUGCUUAAGUAAUUUACAGAAGUGAUUUAGACAUUUAGGAGCCCAAAUCUAAAUUAAAUUUAUUUGGGCUUAGGCUCCUAAAUCACUAAGGUGCUUUAAAAAUGUUGAUCAAGAUAUCUCUUAUUUACCAAAAGUAAACACUUUUUAAUCCUCUUCAAAAACAUGCAUUCAUUUUAAAAUGUUCACUUUGUUUACAUGUGUUUUGUGGUAUGAUAUAAUUUUAACUUUCUAGGGUUUCUAUAACUAACUUGCCAGUGACAAAUGCAAAAUACUCUGCUUGAAAAAAAAAAUUAAGAGUUUUAAUAUUUUUUUAAAUAGUGUAUGAGAUUGAAAAUUACUUGACUGAUCCUGUAUAUUUUAAGAGGAAAGACUUUUCACUGUGUGAAUUCAUGUAGGAAGCUUGACUUACUUUAUUUCUAAGUCAAUGAGUAUGAAAUCUGAAAUGUACUCUUGUCCCACUGUCUGCAGGGAGAGAAGUGGGUGGCAACAGUUAUGCACAAACACUAAAGAUCUCUGAACUCUGUUUUAUGUUGACUGUAUUAGAAUUUCUGCCGAGUACCUUUGUUUCUUUGACAAGCUGUUGCAGCAUCUCCUAUUGCUGGCAAGAAGGCGGUCUUCAAGGCACUCGAUCCCCUUUGCUAUUGCAGCAAAACUGUGUGUUCUUCACCAUGUGUUUCCUAUAUUCUCUCUUGGAUAAGGGCCUUUAUUUUUUAACAAGUGCAUUUAAUCACAGUAUGUAUGUGUAAAUGGAGUUGAGUUCCACCUGUCACAGCAGUUUAAGAAGUAAGGUAUUUAGGAUUUAGUAACAAAGAGACUUAUAACUGUACAUAAGGUGGCCAUCUUACUACUUAGGUUAGAAUGUGCACAUGAAGAAUUUUUAAAAAUGUUUUUAAUAUGGAAACUUUUACAUUUCACUGUCUGUCUGCCAGUUUCUGGUUUUUUUAAGCAAACAGACCCACAAAGUGUCUGAAACAUCUUUUUGUCUUAUUUAACUUUGUACAGAGUACUGAAAAAUAAGUCAUUAUUACGUAUAAUGAACGCUUGUACUAUUACAUAUUAUACUUCAGACCAUACUAUUACAUAUAAUAGCCAUUUGUAUUUUAAGGUCUGUCAUUAUAAACCACUAUUUUAAGAACUGAAAACUCAAUAGAAGUUUUCAUAGGUGGAGACUUGACAGACCUGCUAAAUUUAGGAGAUGUUGAAAUUUAGUAUUUACUGGUUUUAAGCUAAGAAUAUAUUUGCAGCAUUGGAUAACAAUCCAUUUUAAUUCUAAUCCCAUCUUAAUUGUAAAGUGGCUUUUUCUUUGUACUUUGCAGUGCUCUUCUCCACAGUGACAGAGAUGGAAACUGUCCAAAUUAGCAUUUGUCAGGAGAGUCCUCUGCAUGUAAAUUACUUUAAAAUUUACAUUUUUUUUUCUCCUGGUUUUAGUAUGCAGAUGUGAACCAGAUGACUUGCAUAUUGCAGAAUUCCUUAGGUAUUCACAUCGCUAUUCAGUGGGAGUAGUUUUUGACUUUUGGAUGAGAAGACAGGCCUAAACUUUUAGCACUCAGGUAGACCCUUGGGAAAAAACUUUUAUAAAUAAACAUUGCCCCAUUCCCCACUCAGUGUUCUCAUUAAAAUAUCCUAAUACAGUUUGUUUACCAAAACCUGUGCAUGCAGAGCUGGUAAUAAAAACGCCCUCCUCUGUGCAUCUUGCGUGACUCCUUGGUGGAGGGGGAUGUAGCUGUCUAUUAUACCUGUGGUAAAGCAGCGUACUGUGUUGUGAGCAAUAGAUGUUCCUAUCACAAGACACGAAGUUUUGUUCUGUGAGACUAAACCUGUUUUAUCUGUUAAUAUCUCUUAAAUAGCUACAUUGGAUAUAUUAUCUGGAUCUUGCCAAUAUUCUCCGCUUUCAGCUGAUAACGCUACCACUGAUGGAAAACUCCAGUAAUUGUUAAUGCCUUAGUGAAAUAAGCAUUCACUAAAGACUCUGUACACGAAAGCAUCUGUCACUCCUGUGUUAUAUCCAUUCAGUGAAUGGGUGUUCUCCCAGUAAGUGGGGCAUCAUUUGAUGCGAAGUAGUAAUGCUAGGAUGCAUUUCCAACUGGAAAUAACAAAUCUCAAAGUUGUAAGAUUGGUCACUCUAAGAUUUGUGUGUGUGUGUGUGUGUGGUUAGUUUAAAAAUUAAAAUAUUCCAGUUAAGACAAUUUUGGAGCUUUCUUAUUUUCAUUGUUUCUUAAGACAAAGCUUACCUUUUUUGUCAAAAUGUCCGAAUUACCGUACUGUCAGUCUGAUUUCCUGUUAAUUGUCUUAUUUUUUGCUAUUGGGCUACAGCAUAUCUGACAUGCAGUUUUCCUUUACAUCACUUCUGUAGAUGUAUGUUAUUACUAAAGGGAAUUGAGCAGCUGAACACAUUGUAGUGCUUAGCAGUUUUGCCUGAGUACAUGCAGAACACCCAGUGAACGUGCACAUUGAACCUGUUAAUUCAUCUAGUCAAGCUGAUUAGCUAGCUACCCAUUAAUCGGUGAUAUAAUCCAUUAUUUGCACUGGUGGACUCACUUGUGGGAAUUCAGUCAUACAGCAAACAAACAAACAAACAUGCUUCUUGUAUUCCAGUGACAGUACCUAAGUCCCUACUGCUUUUCUAAAUGGGAUCAUAAAUCUCUGGCUAAAAUUGUAGUUCCUAAACCCUAACUGAACAUCAAAUGGAGAGUAAACAUGGUCCAAUCAGCUUGAUUUCAUCAAAACUACCUUACCAUAUUUCCAUAGGAAUUAUCAGUUGUGUGUAUCUUUUUAUGUGCUCAAAUAGUAUCUGAGGCUUACAAAUGAAAAUACUUCUUUCUUAAAGGUAGGAAUGAUAAAUUUAGGACUGACGGUGCUAGAGUAGAAUGAGAGAAAUUUUAAACAAUUCUAUUUUAAAUAAUAAAUUGUGUUCUGUAUGAGAGCUGAGACAGUCAUCUCAAUGCCAGUUGAGUCCUAUUUAUGCAGUACCAAAUUAGCCUCAUUCUCAGGGUACUAGUAAUAUUAAGGUAAUACUGAUACAUAGUUAGUGGAGUGAAUAUUCCUGUUGUCUCUUACUGAGAUAAAUGUUCAGCAGAACCAACUCAGGUUGGUCAAAAAGUAUUAAAAAAAAAAAAAUCUGGACCCGGAGAAAUACUGUUCUCAUUGCUUAGAUAAUUGUUACUUACAAAAUUGUUACUUGCAAGAUACAUUGUUACUUACAAAUUGCUUGCUCUAUUUGCAAGUUCAUGUGAAUCUGAAUGGUUAAAACAGAUAAUGUAUACAAGUGUUUUUAUCACCUUCAUGCACUCCAGUUAAUGUAAUAUAUAUUUUUAGAAAAACAUGUCAAUGUAACUUACAGUUAAUCCUCAAGUGGAAAAAUAAAUGUUUAAAAUUAAA
Molecule: messenger RNA, 5787 nt
Organism: Dromaius novaehollandiae (emu)
Lineage: Eukaryota; Metazoa; Chordata; Aves; Casuariiformes; Dromaiidae
Gene: RAB23
Product: RAB23, member RAS oncogene family
Exons: 7
Coding region: 542-1255 (237 amino acids)
Biological process (GO): vesicle-mediated transport
Molecular function (GO): GTPase activity; GTP binding
Source: RefSeq, a predicted model, not a curated record